GCUGCGCUCCGCCUCCUCCUCCUGUGCUAGGGAGAUGGCGCCGCGACCGCCGAGGUUCUGACAGGACGGUGAGAGGCUCAGAGGCUUGGGACGCCGCGGAGGAAUUCGCCGAUUGGAGAAAUGUGUCACUUCGCCUCCUUGUGGGCCGGCAGUUGGGGGCUGGCCCGUCCUGCGCUCUGCUCUUGAAGGUUCCGGUCGCUCCUGCAACCUAAGGCACCUCUAGAGGCUGUCAUCCCAGCCUCCCUACCGCACGAAAGUAUCCCAAGGUUAAAGGAGUCCUGGAUCUGAGGCAGUGAUCCGGCCUCAGGAGCCGUCUGGGACUCGCAUCCCCGUCCAGGCCUGUGACCCACUGACCAGCAGGAACCCAGCCAUGGUGAACGAGGGCAGCAGCAGUGGCAGCGAGAGCUCCAAGGACAGCUCGAGAUGUUCCACGCCCAGCCUGGACCCAGAGCGGCACGAGAGACUCCGCGAGAAGAUGAGGCGCAGGAUGGACUCCGGUGACAAGUGGUUCUCCCUGGAGUUCUUCCCUCCUCGGACUGCUGAGGGAGCUGUUAACCUCAUCUCAAGGUUUGACCGGAUGGCAGCAGGGGGCCCCCUCUUCCUAGAUGUUACCUGGCACCCCGCUGGAGACCCUGGCUCAGACAAAGAGACCUCCUCCAUGAUGAUCGCCAGCACAGCAGUCAACUACUGUGGCUUGGAGACCAUCCUGCACGUGACCUGCUGCCAGCAGAGCCAGGAGGAGAUCACAGGCCAUCUGCGUCGAGCCAAGGAGCUCGGCCUGAAGAACAUAAUGGCACUGAGGGGAGACCCCGUAGGUGACCACUGGGAAGCAGAGGAAGGCGGCUUCAACUGCGCCACAGACCUGGUGAAGCACAUCCGGAGCGAGUUUGGCGACUACUUUGACAUCUGCGUGGCAGGUUACCCCAAAGGCCACCCCGAGGCCAAGAGCUUUGAGGAUGACCUGAAGCACUUGAAGGAGAAAGUGUCUGCAGGUGCUGACUUCAUCAUCACCCAGCUCUUCUUUGAGGCCGACACCUUCUUCAGUUUUGUGAAGGCCUGCACAGAAAUAGGCAUCUCCUGCCCCAUCCUGCCCGGGAUCUUCCCUAUACAGGGCUACACCUCCCUUCGGCAGCUUGUAAAACUGUCCAAGCUGGAAGUACCACAGAAGAUCAAGGAUGUAAUUGAGCCAAUCAAAGAUAACGAUGCUGCCAUCCGCAACUAUGGCAUUGAGCUGGCUGUGAACUUGUGCCGGGAGCUGCUGGACAGUGGCUUGGUGCCGGGCCUCCACUUCUAUACCCUCAAUCGUGAGGUGGCUACCACGGAAGUGCUAAAGCAACUGGGCAUGUGGACUGAGGAUCCCAGACGUCCCCUGCCCUGGGCUGUCAGUGCAAAUCCCAAGCGGCGGGAGGAAUAUGUGCGCCCUAUCUUCUGGGCCUCCAGACCAAAAAGCUAUAUCUACCGUACACAGGACUGGGACGAGUUUCCCAAUGGCCGCUGGGGUAAUUCCUCCUCGCCAGCCUUUGGGGAGCUGAAGGACUACUACCUCUUCUACCUGAAGAGCAAGUCCCCCAGGGAGGAGCUGCUGAAGAUGUGGGGUGAGGAGCUCACCAGCGAGAAAAGCGUUUUCGAAGUCUUUGAACAUUACCUCUCAGGAGAGCCAAACCAACAUGGCUAUAUAGUAACCUGCCUGCCCUGGAACGAUGACCCCCUGGCAGCGGAAACCAGUCUGAUGAAGGAGGAGCUGCUACGGGUCAACAGGCUGGGCAUCCUCACCAUCAACUCUCAGCCCAACAUUAAUGGGAAGCCGUCCUCGGACCCUGUUGUGGGCUGGGGCCCCAGUGGGGGCUAUGUCUUCCAGAAGGCCUACUUAGAGUUCUUCACCUCCCCUGAGACCAUGGAGGCCCUUCUGCAGGUGCUGAAGAAGUACGAGCUCCGGGUCAACUACCACAUCGUGGAUGUGCAGGGGAAGAACAUCACUAAUGCCCCCGAGCUGCAGCCCAAUGCCGUUACGUGGGGCAUCUUCCCUGGUCGAGAGAUCAUCCAGCCUACUGUGGUGGAUCCCAUUAGCUUCAUGUUCUGGAAGGAUGAGGCCUUUGCCCUGUGGAUUGAGCAGUGGGGCAAACUGUAUGAGGAGGAGUCCCCGUCCCGCAUGAUCAUCCAGUACAUCCAUGACAAUUAUUUCCUGGUCAACCUGGUGGAUAACGAGUUCCUGCUGGACAACUGCCUGUGGCAGGUGGUGGAAGACACAUUUGAGCUGCUCAACAGCCAUGCCACAGAGAGAGACGCACAGGCGCCAUAAGCCUCCUGGAGCCCCCUCAUCUUUCCACACAUGACAGCAACAGCUAGACUGGCUGGAAGCAGCCAGGCUCUGAUUGGAUCUGAAAUGCCCCAUUUAGGAGGCUCGUGCUCUCUGCUCAAGCCCAUGAGAUGAGAUGCGAUUCAUUGAGCAAGGCCCAGCUAUGUUCCUUCUGAGUGGGCAUUCCUGCCAGCUGCCGUCUUCUCUGUUCGGCCUAGCCUAGAAGCUGUCCCUGGCCCUCCUCUCCAGUCAGCCCUCAGGCCUCGCUGCCUGGGAUAGUGACUGGCAGGUACAAAUGGCUGCCCCUGAGGCCUGGCUCCCGGCCUGCUGGUCCUGUUUGAGUCAGGGAUGGGGAGGAAGCUGUCCAUAGAGCAACUUAGAUAGAGCAGGGGAUUCCCUCUCCCUUUGUCCCCUAGACCUAGAUGACAACAGUGGAAAGCAGCCUGGAAGAAGGGAUGUUCUUUUAUUGUGCCCCCAGAGCUCUGGGAGCUGAGCCUCCAGCUGUGGGCCUGGCCCAAUUCUGUUUGUUUCUCGGGUGGCGUAGCUCACAGCACAGCUGCUGCUGGGCCCUGCUCUGCUCCACACCUGCUAUGUCUGGUUCUUCUCGUGGGCUCUUGGCUACCAGGCGCCGAUACCACUUUCCAAAGGCCUGGAAGCAGGGAUAGACAAGAAAGGACAUGUGUCUCGGCUCCCUCCAGGGCCUGACUGGGCUUGUCAGACUGACACCUGAGCCAUGUUCUUUGUAUCUCAACCAGAGGCUUUUUCUUCUGCCCUCACUGCCAGGUAUCUCAGCCCAAACAUACAGGCUCUGGAUAGACUGCACUUGUGGCCUGGGAAGCUGUGCCCAGUGACCUGCAAAUGACCCAGGCCUGCAUGGGUAGCCAGUGCCACCAACAGCCUGGUCUCAGGUUGAGUGACUGACACUGGGCUAGGCUUACGGCCACCAGUCAAGGGCUCUGAUAACCAUUGUGCUUUGUAACCAUUGAUCGGCUUACUGAAUGAGGAAACUCGGGGUGCUGAGCAGGGACAGCCCCUUCCCUCUCCCUGGCUCAGCCCAAAGGUGACACUGUUUGGAAGACUGGCUAGGCGAGGUGAGGUAGAGCCACCUGGGAAAGGACCCAGCUCUCUUCCUGCUGGAGUAACCGCUGAGCCACCUGCAGCUGAAGGACCCUUUUCCGCCAUGUCCUCCAGGCCUGGUCCAGGUGCCACUGUCUGAGCUACAGAGAGAGUUGACAGAAAAGACUCUUUGCCGUCCUGGCAGCCGUAGCCCUUGUACUUCUGCCGCCCCAGGGAGAAAGGGAAGCGUCAAAGGGGCCGUCCUCUGACAGUGUUAGCAGACAAGGACUCCUGACUUUAGUCCAAGACCACAGCGAGAUACAGGUUUGUCUAGAGUUGGCCAAGGGAUGAGAUGAAUGAGAGAAGCUGCUCCCAGGGCCUCUGCAGGAUGGAGAGGAACUAAGCCCACCUACCAGGGUCCGAGACAGCUGCUCCGCCCAGUAAACAUCUACCCAGAGCUGCCAUGCCCUUGCCAGGCACCUGGCCCGCUGCGAAGCCUGGAUCCACUGACACUGUCGGUGCCUGUUCCUGCAGGCCAAGGACAACACAACCUCUACAAGGUGAAAAGCAAGUCCCGGGGGUCAUCCUGCUGGGGUCACCCAGUUCCACCCCUCCUCCAUGAUGUCACAUGCACAGUUGCUCCUGCCCUAACCACCUUUGAGGAGCCUCGCCUUGGCCCUGGAGGGCCCUGGUCUCAGAGCUGCAGCGUUUGCCUGGUCCUGUAGGGGGCUGUGCCCGUGCAGGCAGUGGCAGCCAGAACUGGAAGGCUAGGCAGAGAGGCCGCUCUGUGUCACCUGGAGAGGAGAAUUGCAUCGAGAGGAUAAGCCUUGGUUUGGGGGAGCAGUGGCCACCCUCAGGUACCCAGGUUGGAGGAUGGCCCAGGGAACUAAGGGGGCAGAAGAGAAUCACCCAACAGCUGUGAACCGGGGAGGACUGAGACCCCGGGACUCAGCUUCUUACUAUGAGCACAGGAUGUGGUCUUCUGUGUGCCUCUACCAGGCUGCCAUGCCAGGCUGGGCAGCACACUUGGUCUAACAGGUGUCCAGCGGCUGUGGGUCUGAGGAACAGUGGGGGAGCAAGGAUCAGAUGCCUUGAGCCUGCUGAUCAGGAGGGAUUCCUGCCUGACCCCUGCCAGAACAGACUCCCACUUGUGUGUAUAGCGGGGUGUCUCACCUGUCACCUGGGAGUCCCAAGACCCACCAGAGGAGGCAAGCUGCUAGUACUUAGAUGGCACUGCCACCUCUGGCCAGUCUCCCAUCUGCUGAAGACAUCUAAGCUGAGGCUGGUCCAGUAGUAGCUGCAGCUGUCCUGUGGUAGAGCUCAGGCCACCCCUGAGAGCUAAGUUAUGCCUCUGAGAUAUGGCCUGCCACCGCAGGAUGGCGCACCACCUGCACACUGUGCCAGACAAGGGCGACCUGGCCGUGGGAGGGGGGGGGCGGACGACAAUAAAGAGCAAGACCUUGGCUGCCAUUCUCAGUGUCUGCUUUGUUUCUAGAUGCCCCAGUGUGGGAGAGGACAGUGUAAGGGAGAAUGAAGGUUUGGUUUGGUUUAGUUUUUUGAGAGAAGGUUUCUCUGUGGGACUGUCCUGAAACUCAUAGCUAUCCCCCUUCCCUCUGCCUCCUGAGCGCUGGUAUUAAAGUCAUGCACCACCACCACCCAGCAAGAAGAGAAAAAAGUAUGUAUAAUUUUAAAGGGUGGCAGUGUCCCCCGGAAAUUCCAACUCAAGAGGCUGAGUUGAAGCAGCCCGGACUAUACAAGCUGGGUCUACAAAGCCCUGUAACAUCUAGAAGGAACGAAGCGUGAGACCCCGUGAUCUGCUGUUGCCUUAGGCCCAUAGCUGGGAGUUCUGAAACCCCGCAUCACUAUUGCAAUUCUGUUUAGGAGGCAAAAGUCACUUUAGUGAUUUCCUUAGACUCUAAAGUCAAUUCCCUUCUUUCUAACAAUCUGAAGCAGGACUCUUGGUGAUGCCAAGUUGUCAUUAGGAACACUGUCUGGCCUGUCAGGAUGGUGGCCUGGAUCUCUCAGCUACAUCUCCAGUCUACUGGGCAAUGCUGUUGCUUGCCCCUGGCACUUGCGAUGCCCUCUUCACUCCUGCUAGUCCACAGUCUCUCAUUAUCCUGUCAAAGCUAAGGACUAAAACAAACAAAACCCUACUUUCUCCUGUAUUUUCUGUAAUGGAUACAUGGGUACAUUUCAUUUCUUCCAAUAAAGUCAGAUUGCC
Messenger RNA from Microtus oregoni (creeping vole), 5573 nucleotides. RefSeq names its product methylenetetrahydrofolate reductase (gene Mthfr). Gene Ontology annotation, molecular function: methylenetetrahydrofolate reductase [NAD(P)H] activity; FAD binding. Bases 371 to 2299 code for a protein of 642 amino acids. Gene Ontology annotation, cellular component: cytosol. The transcript has 12 exons. Lineage: Eukaryota; Metazoa; Chordata; Mammalia; Rodentia; Cricetidae. The record is from RefSeq and is a predicted model, not a curated record. Gene Ontology annotation, biological process: tetrahydrofolate interconversion.